Coregonus clupeaformis (lake whitefish) is the source of this 2413-nucleotide messenger RNA. Its product is annotated as ATP-sensitive inward rectifier potassium channel 10. Gene Ontology annotation, molecular function: inward rectifier potassium channel activity. The coding region runs from base 304 to 1575 and encodes 423 amino acids. The transcript is spliced from 6 exons. The record is from RefSeq and is a predicted model, not a curated record. Gene Ontology annotation, biological process: potassium ion import across plasma membrane; regulation of monoatomic ion transmembrane transport. NCBI's taxonomy places the organism in Eukaryota, Metazoa, Chordata, Actinopteri, Salmoniformes, Salmonidae. Gene Ontology annotation, cellular component: plasma membrane.
UCUAAGGCUUGGUUCAAGAGAAGAGCCUGACCUAUCAAUGAUAGUUUUGUAUGUUGUAUAUUUUAAAGAAGGUGUAGGAUAUCUAUUUCUAGUUGACAAUCUUACUGUAGUUUAUUCCAAUACACCGUCCAAGUUGGAUUGCAAUGACUGGGUAGCAUGAGCAUGCGUAUGAUAACAAUGCCGACAUGUGCACAAGACAAAUGUCAAGGAGUCUUAUGGUUUAAUACUAGAAGAACUUUGCCUUCUUCUGCUGCACGUUUCAAUUAGUUUUUAAACACAGCUUGCAAGACACAUCAAGUUAAGAUGACAUCUGCCACACCCCCUUCCUCCCGAAGCUGCUCCUCUCAGAAGGUGUGUCACUCUCAGACGCAGACAGACGUUCUAAAGCCCCUAUUGGGCGGCGGGGGCUCCGGCGGGGGCGGGACCUUGAGGAGGCGGAGGCGUGUUCUGUCUAAGGAUGGGCGGAGUAACGUACGCAUCGAGCACAUCAGCGGGCGGUCGGCCCUGUACAUGCGUGACCUCUGGACGACAUUCCUGGAUAUGCAGUGGCGAUGGAAGUUCUUUCUCUUCACCCUUACCUUCACAGGGACGUGGUUCCUGUUCGGGGUUCUGUGGUACCUGGUGGCAUUAGUGCAUGGAGAUCUGCUGGAGUUCGACCCGCCGUCGAACCACACCCCAUGUGUGCUGCAGAUGCAGACGCUGACUGGGGCAUUCCUGUUCUCGCUGGAGUCCCAGACCACCAUUGGCUACGGCUUCCGUUGCAUCACAGAGGAAUGUCCGGCUGCCAUCAUCCUCCUGAUCCUGCAACUCGUCAUCACCAUGGUACUGGAGAUCUUCAUCACCGGAACCUUCCUCGCCAAGGUGGCUCGGCCAAAGAAGCGAGGUGAGACGGUGAAGUUUAGCCAGCACGCCGUGGUGUCCAGUCACGAAGGCCGACCCUGCCUCAUGAUCCGAGUGGCCAACAUGCGGAAGAGCCUGCUGCUGGGGUGCCAGGUGACGGGGAAGCUGCUGCAGACGUCUCAUACCAAGGAGGGGGAGACGGUGCGUCUGGACCAGAGGAACGUUCCCUUCCAGGUGGACACGUCCAGCGACAGCCCCUUCCUCAUCCUCCCCCUCACCUUUUACCACAUCAUAGACGACAGCAGCCCGCUUAGGGCCUGGGCUGCCAAGGGUGGGGGAUGGACAGAUCCUGAGCUGGCGGACUUUGAGCUGCUGGUUAUCAUGAGUGCAACGGUAGAGCCCACCUCGGCCACCUGCCAGGUGCGCACCUCCUACCUGCCUGACGAGAUUCUGUGGGGGUAUGAGUUCCCCCCUGUGGUCUCCCUCUCCCCCUCAGGGAAGUACGUGGCCGACUUCGCCUUCUUCGACAAAGUGGCCAAGACCAAGACCACGCCCCUCUUCAAAACAUCCCGCCCACAGAGUUACCAUGGCAACGGAGGAGGAGGAGGGGUGGGGGUGGAGGGGACUGACCCGGAGAAGAUCCGAUUGGAGCAGAGCUACAGGGAGAGAGGAGAGGAAGGGAGAGGGAGGGUCAGAGACAGUAGCCCUCUCAGUGUCCGCAUCAGCAAUGUCUGAGAGCCUACACACUGAGACGCAUACACCAGACCUGGGUUCAAAUACUAUUGGAAAUAAUUUUAAAUACUUUAUCCAUGCUUGAUUGAUCUUGCCUGGCUUAAUGGAACCAAUAGAAUAGUCCGGAAACUGCAAACCCCGCCCAUCUGGCACUUCAGUAAGACUAAACAAACUCAAAAGAUAAAAAAUAGUAUUUGAACCCAGGUCUGGCAUACACUGGAUUCUAAGCAGGGUCUGUUACAGUUUACUACAAAUAUUCAAAUGAUUAAUUCAUUGCUUGUUGUUCAUUUACAUGAAAUUGGUAUGUAUAGAGAAAUAUAGAGGAGCAAAAUGUGUAAGGGCUGGGGAGGGGGAAGCCCCUGGAAAGGCGUUGAAUGUUUAGGGUGGAUCGCAAAUGGCACCCUAUUCCCUUUAUAUCCCCUAUGGGCCCUGGUCAAAAGUAGUGCACUAUAUAGGGAAUAGGGUGCCAUUUGGGAUGCGUUUUUUUUACUGAUGCUUCUCUGUCAACGAACUGGACAUUCGUCCAUAAAUACACUGUAAAAACAUACAAAUAUGUAACACUGUAGAAUGUUUUAUGAUUUUGUUAUUGGUACGUGCCAAUGUACUAUAGAAUAUGCUAGCUUAAAGCACUUUGGUGAAAUGAUAACACUAAUGUAUCAAUACAAAAAUAAUGUAGACCUGUUGUGGACUUUGACUGGAUAUGAAGAAGACAAGAGAAGAUGAUUAUAAGGUGCUGUGUAUAGUCGUCAGUAUGCAUUGUCUGCACAGAUAUACAGUGGGGAGAACAAGUAUUUGAUACACUGCCGAUUUUGCAGGUUUUCCUAAUUACAAAGCAUGUAGA